Molecule: messenger RNA, 3101 nt
Organism: Chenopodium quinoa (quinoa)
Lineage: Eukaryota; Viridiplantae; Streptophyta; Magnoliopsida; Caryophyllales; Amaranthaceae
Product: protein CUP-SHAPED COTYLEDON 2-like
Exons: 3
Coding region: 1415-2617 (400 amino acids)
Biological process (GO): regulation of DNA-templated transcription
Molecular function (GO): DNA binding
Source: RefSeq, a predicted model, not a curated record
AUACAAAUAACCAUAUAUAAUAGUUGUAAUGAACAAUUUAAUACUCGUAUUUUAGAAAGUUUAGUUUAGAUUUUAUGUAAAGCAAAUCUCAUUAUUUAGAUACAAUGAUCCUUCAUUAUGGUAAGAAUUUUUUUUUUAUUUUUUUAGAAGCAAAUACUUUUGGAGGGAAAGUACUCAAUAUAAUGCUGCCAAGUGUCAUCUUAGGUUCGCCUUUAGUUAUAUGUAAAUGUAAUAGAUUAUUCUCACAUAUUAAGCCACAAAUACUAUGGUUCAUAGUUCUAAACAUGAACUGAAUACUAACAGAUUUAAGGCGUGAAUACUAGUAGAUAUGUUGGGACACAAAACUCAAAUAAACCAAAUUGACCAAAUCGUGAAAUCGAAUAUCUUUAUAUAAUUUGAUUUAAGUUUAAUCUCACUCAUUUUUUAUUUCGGACCGACUUUUAAAUAGUUGUAAAUAUGUAUAAACAAUGUAAAGGACAAAAAUAAACUUCCAAUUCAAAUGCAAACUACUGAUAAAAUAUUGGAGUAGUAAAAAAAAUCAAUUGAAAAUACCAAGCUCAUCAAAUUUAUACACUCAAAAGACAAAUAUUUUACCUUAAGUUUACCUCACCCAUCUAAUAAUUUAACGUUACGUUACAUUACCUCAGACUAUCCCUUACCCAUUUACCCCCCUUACAAACUAGCCCUGCCUUCCUCUGCUCCCAUCUAAAAGAUUUCUCUUCUUACCAAAUUUUUACUCGUUUUCUUUAUUUUUUAAAUAUAUUAAAAUAAUUAAUAAAAAAUAUAAAAUAAAUAAAAAAAUCAUAGUGUAUUAUGCUGACAUUUUUGAGAUAUUGUUUCAGCUUUAUCGAUCUUUGCUAAAAUCUCCUCCCUUUCUUUCUCUCAUUUUCCCCUCAUCCAAAAACUUAAAAAAUUAAGAAAUUAAAUAAAUAAAUUCAAGAAAAUAAAUAAAUUUAACAAAAAUACAAAAAAUUAAAAUAUAAAAAAGGAGCUCAUAUUUUUCUUCACUGACAGAUAGGAAUACCCUCUGCAAAUUUCCUAACACACGCACGCAUACUCCCUUUCUCUCUCUUCAUGUCAUACAUCAUUACCUAAAGCCAACGGAAAUCAUAAAUGUGCACACAUAAAAUUUAAAUAAAUAAAAAUUCACAAUAAUAACAAAAUAAACAAAUACUCUAAAAUAAAAAUAUUAGAGAAAUAAAAAAAGAAAAGAAAAAACAGGACAGGACAGAACAGAAAAAACCACAGUAUAUUGGGUUUCGGGCCCCUACCAUACCACAACUCUUUCUUUUUAACACCCCUUCAAAUUCUCUCAAUUCUUACUUCAAUUUUUCUCAUUUUUGAGCUCUUUUAUUUAUUUUAUGUUAUAAAAACUUUGGGUUAUUUUUAUUUUUGGUUUGUGGGUUGUUUGAAGAUGGACCAACCUUUUUUUCUUCAUUUUGAUAAUAGUGAGUCGAAUUUACCACCUGGGUUUAGGUUUCAUCCUACUGAUGAAGAACUUAUUUCUUAUUAUCUGCUUAAGAAAGUUCUUGAUGGUAAUUUUAGUGGUAGAGCUAUUGCUGAAGUUGAUCUUAACAAGUGUGAGCCUUGGGAACUUCCUGAGAAGGCAAAAAUGGGGGAGAAGGAGUGGUACUUCUUCAGCUUAAGAGACAGGAAAUAUCCAACGGGGUUACGGACUAACCGGGCAACCGAAGCUGGAUAUUGGAAGGCAACCGGAAAAGACCGGGAAAUUUACAGUUCCAAAACAAGUGCAUUGGUUGGAAUGAAGAAAACUUUGGUGUUUUACCGGGGAAGAGCUCCUAAGGGUGAGAAAAGCAACUGGGUUAUGCAUGAGUACCGCCUCGAAGGCAAAUUUUCUUACCACUACCUCUCCCGCAGCUCUAAGGAUGAGUGGGUGAUCUCAAGGGUGUUUCAAAAGAUCGGUAAUGGAAUCGGUACAACAAGCACCGGCACCACCAACACCGGAGGCGGAAAGAAAACUCGAGGCAGCGGAAUCAUGAGUGGCCUCUACAACUACAAUAGUACUAUCAAUGAUGUAUGCAGCUCACCUUCCUCAGCUUCAAUCUCAAUCUCUCAGCAGCUUCCACCACUCCUAGACUCUUCCCCUUACGGUGGAGCCAUGAAUGAGGCUUGCUCCUACAACGAUGGGAGCGAGUCCAACAACACCAACAACAAUCCAAUCAAGAAAGAGCACGUGUCCUGUUUCUCCAGCAACACCAACAGCAUAAAUAUAAACACUAGCACUAAUAAUAUUAGCAACUUUAACCCUUUUGAGCUCACAUUUGCACCCCCACCACCAAUGAUGAGCACUCCACCUCCUAGGAGUAGUAGUAGUAGUAACUCAUUCACCUUAUCCGGCGUAGGGUUACCGGUUUUCCCUAGCCUAAGGUCCCUACAGGACAACCUCCACCUCCCGUGGGUCGGUGGGGGAACACCGAUCCAAAGCGGGAGUACCACGGGUGGAUGUGAAUUAGAUGUGAUGAUGGGAGGUACUAAUGCAACAACUUGGGGUGGCGGCAAUGGCGGUGGCGGUGUCGGGUUUGAUCAUUACAUUGGUGGUGGAAGGGUGGGAAUAGGUGGUGGUGGGAGUGAGCUUGACUGCAUGUGGAGUUACUGAUAAUGACAAGGCUAAUCAGUCUGCAUGGCGUUCUUGCAUUGCUUGUCUGAGUGGGUUUGACUUUUGGGCCUUUAGCUUUAGCUAGCUAUUCUAUGUGUGUGUUAAUCAGAGUUUGAUGUGAGUAGGGUUAUGGUAUGGUAUGUUAUCUAGGUUGUUUGGUACUAUGAGUUAGUUUCUACUACUUGUUUUUAUUUUUAUUUAUUGUUGUUGUAAGUUUAUGUGUGUAUUUCUUUUUAAUUAGGGUAAAAAAAGAAAAAACCUUGUCUCUAGCUAGUGUGGCUAUUGUUGUUGUAUGAUUGUGUUAUGUACUUUGUGGAAUCUUUGUUUUGUACUAUAUUAUUAAAUUUAUGUGGUGUUAGAUUGUGGUAUUAAUUAAGUAUCUUGUGCUUGGUGUUGAUAGAUUAUUAUUUUCUUAAGUCUACAUUAUAUAUAUGGAUUAAUUGUGUGGUGUUGAAAUUUUAUUUUAGUACUUCGAUUUCUGUAA